Molecule: messenger RNA, 2018 nt
Organism: Haplochromis burtoni (Burton's mouthbrooder)
Lineage: Eukaryota; Metazoa; Chordata; Actinopteri; Cichliformes; Cichlidae
Product: zinc finger CCHC domain-containing protein 8-like
Exons: 14
Coding region: 48-2018 (656 amino acids)
Cellular component (GO): catalytic step 2 spliceosome
Molecular function (GO): RNA binding; zinc ion binding
Source: RefSeq, a predicted model, not a curated record
GCGCACGAUAUGUCGUGUUUCCGCAUACGGAUCGGGUAGCGCCAGGUAUGGCAGAAGUUGAUUUUGGGGACAGUGAGCUCUUUCAGCAGCUCGAUGAGCCUGCUCCCCCGGUCACGACGCACAUUCGGUUCACAGAUGAUGAUGAAGAGCAGGACGAGAAGAGCGAGCUCCGGAGCAGGCUGGAGGAGUGCGACGAUUACAUCCAGAGACUCACUGAGGAGAAUAAAAUAUUACGAAGGAAAAUGAGCCUCCUGACGCGACCAAGCGGCGUCACUGUUGAAGAUGUUAACACCGACGGGCCUCUUCUUCAGGUCCUUUAUACAAACAACAUCAUAUCAAAGACGUGUCGCCAGGAAAUUGAAGACUGCAUCUGCAGUGUGAUUUUGAGGCACCAUAAACCAGACGUUGAAAAGAGGUCCUCCUUUAACAUCAAACCUCAGAAUUCCGCUUUUGCUUUGGACGAAGAUCCACAGAUGAUGUCUUCCAGUAGUGUGAGAACAACAACAGAAGCCUUUAAAGUUGUUGGGAGUGUCUUAUAUUUCACUACUUUCAGUGUUGAUAAACUUGGACAGCCUCUGGUAAAUGAAAACCCCCAGCUGACCGAUGGAUGGGAUGUCCCAACUUAUCAGCAAGUCUUCAACCAAGUCAUUGGAACUGAUGGCCAGGAAAUAGAAAUGAAAGACAAAAGACCCAAGUCUAUGUGUUUCAACUGUGGUUCAAGCAGUCACCAGCUGAGAGAAUGUCCCAAGCCUAAAGACAUGGCUGCAAUUAAUGAGAGAAGAAAGGAGUUCAAUCAGAGCAACAACCAAGCCAUGCAGAGUAACCAGAGAUACCAUGCUGAUGAAGUGGAGGAGCGGUUUGCCAAAUACAAGCCUGGAGUCAUGAGUGAGGAGCUGCUGACAGCUCUGGGCAUUGAUGAGAACACCCUACCUCCUCUGAUCUAUCGCAUGAGGCAGCUAGGUUACCCACCAGGUUGGCUCAAAGAGGCAGAGAUGGAAAACUCUGGCUUAUCACUGUAUGACGGAAAUGCAUCAAGUGAUGGCACUGUAACUGACAACACUAAUUCACAAAACCUCUCUUAUGAUGUUUCCAAACUGGUGGAUUUCCCAGGUUUCAAUGUAGCCGCACCACACAAAAUGAAAGAUGAGUUCCUGCAUUAUGGUUCAAUUCCAAUGCAGAGCAGCCACAUGAAGCAAAACUAUGCAGCCUACCUGUCCAGCUUCUUUCCCACGCCCGGUGCCGCCUCCAGCAAGAGAAGACAUGAAUUUGACUCAUCUCCACAGCUGAGGAAGAGGAGUAAGUUUAGCCCGGACCGGACCCCAGACAGGAGCUCGGACAUGGAUAUUGAAUCAGAUCCAGGAACACCUCAUCAAAUUCACAGCUCUGAUGAUUUCCAGUUCCAGCCACCACUGCCUCCUGGCUCUCCUUGCUUUAGUUCUCCUCCGCCUUUACCACAGGGCACUCCUCCUGCUACACCCACCCCCCCACCUCUCCCUAAAGGUACACCUCCACUUACUCCCACCAACGGCUCUCCAGCUGUGCGAGGGCGUGACUGGGUGGUGGUUGAUGAGACUGGGGAGGGAACAGAGGAUGACCUGACACUGGAGGAACUGGAGGAGCAGCAGAGACUGAUCUGGGCAGCUCUAGAAAAUGCUGACAUGGCCUCUAACAGUGACUGUGAGACACCUGCCGCACAAACUCCUGUACCAAGUUCACCAAGUGUAUCCACAUCUGCACACGCGGACACAGAAACUGAAGACACGGAUGAAGGAAUGGACUCAAUAAAACCUGAAGAACCUUCCCUAAGCAAAGAAAAUCAACCGGAAGUUCAAGAGGGUUUGUCAUUAAGCCCGGGACCAGUCAAAGUUAAGGACGAUAGCCCUCAGAGUCCCGAACCAGCCGAAAUCCAGGAAAGCACCCCUCAGAGUCCCGAGCCAGUGAAAAUCCAUGACAGCACCCCUCAGAGUCCCGAGCCAGUGAAACCCCAAGACACAACCCCUCAGAGUCCGAGCCAGUGA